This is a messenger RNA of Neolamprologus brichardi, 520 nucleotides long. NCBI's taxonomy places the organism in Eukaryota, Metazoa, Chordata, Actinopteri, Cichliformes, Cichlidae. The record is from RefSeq and is a predicted model, not a curated record.
AUGGCGUCCAAACUCAAGAACAAGCGCGACACUACCAAAGCUCCAAAGGUUGAUCCACAUCCUCACCCUCGGCAGCAUCGGCAUAUCAGCAGCUCGGUGCGGUUCAACGCCACGUCGUCGACUCUGCAGCUGCACGCUCAGCCCGCCGCCGUGGACAACAUCUACCAGAUGGAUGGUGUCUGUGAAUGUGACGGCGUGGAGGUCAAAGGUCACACAGGUCAGGACGUCACUCUGCCCUGUAAAUAUGACAGGAAAUAUCACGGCGCCGUGGAAGUGUGCUGGCAGCGAGGAGAAAUACCGCCCAACAAGUGCUCCAAUCAGCUGAUCUCCACAGAUGGAGUCAGAGUGGAAACCAGAGCUCCCAGCAGGUAUGAGCUGCUGGGCCGACUGGAGGACGGAGACGUCUCUCUGACCAUAAAGAACCUCACAGAGGGAGACGCUGGACGAUACGGCUGCAGGGUGGAGAUACCCGGGCCGUUCAACGAUGAGAAGCAUCACAUCGACCUGACUGUUGUCCCAG